ACAUUUUGUUCUUCCUCCAUUAAUUUCUUGCUUUGCCAGCUUUUACUAGAAAAAUGCAUUGCCAGACAUAUUCACGGGGGAGUUACGUUCAGACCACCAGGACUACUUCCGGGGACCCGCUGGAGAGGAUAGAGAGGUUGGCGUCAGAGAAUGCGGUGGUUAUCUUUAGUGUUAGCAGUUGCUGCAUGUGCCAUGUCAUUAAGAGGCUAUUUUGUGGGAUGGGAGUUAACCCGACUGUGUAUGAGCUGGAUGAAGAUCCACGGGGGAAAGAUAUUGAGAAGGCUUUGAUGAGGCUGCUGGGAAGCUCUCCUGCUGUUCCGGUUGUGUUCAUUGGUGGGAAACUCGUGGGUGCAAUGGAUAGAGUCAUGGCCUCUCAUAUCAAUGGCACUCUUGUUCCUCUUCUCAAACAAGCUAGUGCCCUAUGGCUUUGACUAUCUUUGGCUCCUCCCCCUAUAAAAAAAAGAGAGAGAGUGAUGAUAUAGGAAAGCAUGGUAGAGGAAGAGGAGUAGUAGUUUUGGAGUCUAUUGCA
This is a messenger RNA of Hibiscus syriacus, 529 nucleotides long. Its product is annotated as glutaredoxin-C1-like. The record is from RefSeq and is a predicted model, not a curated record. NCBI's taxonomy places the organism in Eukaryota, Viridiplantae, Streptophyta, Magnoliopsida, Malvales, Malvaceae. The transcript has a single exon. Gene Ontology annotation, cellular component: nucleus; cytoplasm. Gene Ontology annotation, biological process: anther development; negative regulation of DNA-templated transcription. Bases 54 to 431 code for a protein of 125 amino acids.